AUGCCGAAUAAAUUAACAAUUCAAAGAGUGUCUCCUGCUUACGUUGCUCGAGCGUUAGCACCGCAACCACGCGGCACCUAUCUUCUACGAUAUCAAACAACGAAUGAUGAAAUUAUCUCAUCGAUCCAAUUGAAAAAAUCACCUACGACAGCGUUAUCGCAAGAUUCCUAUGUUGUUUUAUCCGUUCGUGUCGAUGAAGCUAAAUACCAGUGUUCAGUAAUGAAUUAUCGCUUGUCGUACACGGAGGCCGAUGAUUCGAAACUACGCAACAAACUAUUGAAACAGUAUAAAUGUCAAGUUAACCUUCGAGAAAAAGUGACGAAAUUAACAAAUGAAUUGAUCUUACCAAAAGAGAAUGAAAACUGGGCGUUAGAUCCCAAGGAAUUUUGCGGACUGGAUUUCACCAAAGGUCAUUUUGGUGGUCGACAUCAUGCCGGUGCAUCACGAGGUUUUUGGAAAAAAUCGCGGCAAGAAGGUGUGAACAUCUUCGUCAAACGUAUCUCUGUUUCUUUUCUAUUACAACAUUAUAAUGGAAAUUCUUUAAUCUCACUCUGUCCCAUCAUUGGCAGCACAGUCAGAUCGCAAAUGCGUCGUGUUGUUAAUAUUGGCUUUCAAAUAGCCAAUGCAAUGAUGUAUUUGGAGAAGAAACGAAUUGUGCAUCGUGAUUUAACAGCUAGCAACGUUCUUAUCGAUUCUCAUGGGUUUGUUCGUAUUACCGACUUCGGGCAUGCGAUACAGAAAGUCGAUGGACGCAAUUAUCUGAUAUCAUCGUGUGCAAAAGACGGCCGAUGGAACUUUCAACCUCGUUUUCUCGCCCCAGAAUGCAUUACCAGACGCCGAGGAUCGUCGUCAGAUCAAAAUUACGGAUGUUUUUCAUCCAAAAGUGAUGUUUGGGCAUUUGGUCUUCUCAUGGUUCAAUUGAUGCUAGAUAGACCUUGUGUACCAUAUCCUAACAUCAUCAACGAUGAAGAUGUACCGCGCUAUGUUGCUCUCGAACGGAAAUUUCAUAUUCAGCCGCCCAAUUGUAACUUUGAUCUAUACUGUGUUCUUCAGCAGUGUUGGAUAUAUGAACCCAUCGGUCGUAUAUCCUUUUGUGACCUUCGAGAGAAAAUGAUGAAAUUAGCGCAUAUCUUCAAUUAG
Molecule: messenger RNA, 1140 nt
Organism: Adineta ricciae
Lineage: Eukaryota; Metazoa; Rotifera; Eurotatoria; Adinetida; Adinetidae
Source: the annotation of a GenBank genome assembly